ACCUGUGACAUAGACCCUGUUGAUAGCAUCUGCCAGUUCCGGGAACCCAAUGUGCCUCACCAACCCAGACACCUCCCCCCAUGUUGGGGUAUUCCCAGUCCUAAUCAUCCACCUGGUGACAACGACCUUCAGCGCUUCCUCAUCAGAGUGCUGUUUGAUAAGAGUGAUACAUGUGAAGUGAAAAACUUUACAUGCCAUGAAUUAAAUUGCUCUGGAUGCAUCAAACAAAAUAUGGAUAUAAACAAAAUGAUGCAAAGAUCUGGAAAAUUUUACAAAUCAAAUUGUUGAUGUGCGUCGGGAGCAAAUUGUACACCUAGAACCAAAAUAUUGCCAAUGUGAAGAAAAUGUUACAGAAUCGGUUGUCUUAACAGGACAAAAUGAAUGUGGGGAAAAAACUGUAAUUAAUAUUGUAGCUUCCUGUGAAGACGUGACUGAAAAUGGAUGACAGUGAGAGUGGUUCAGCUAGUACAGUUGGAGUUGUUGGUGUUGUCAGUGUUCUCUUUGUAGUUCUAAUUCUCUCAGCAUUAUUGCUCAUACAGAGGAAGUGGCUUGAAAACGUUGAAACCGAAGAAUUGAUUGGAAGACCUCGUUAAAUUCAGCCACUAUCGUCUUCUAUAGGAAGUAAAAAUCAUACAGCAUUCACAAUCAACCAGCAAUGUUAUUUGUAGCACUGUCCAGUAAUAG
Molecule: messenger RNA, 684 nt
Organism: Geodia barretti
Lineage: Eukaryota; Metazoa; Porifera; Demospongiae; Tetractinellida; Geodiidae
Source: the annotation of a GenBank genome assembly